UCCGAAUCAUAGAGGAUAUUCGUCAGCGACCGACCCAUUUCACCCUAAAAGAUGAAAAGUUAAUUCCUGUGCAUAUCGGCGUGUUACAAUUCCAUUCCCCAUUCAUACGACACAACAAAGUUAAAACAACAAGCCCGAGGAAGAAAAAUUGUAGUUUUCCUCUUUGCUAACAAUGGAACAACAAAACCAACAAAGCGGCCUCAUAACAGCGCCACCGUGUACGAGGUACUUCCAUUUUCCGAAUCAAUUUGCUAAUGAUUGUACCGUAAAUAAUUGAUACAGUUGUCGUCCCCGGGGACCGUUGAUUAAUGGGUUCGAAGAACAUCACACCCCUCACCCCGGUCGAUGCGUGUGGUCUUGGAGUGCAACCGACCGAAAACCCAACGGUUAAGAUACAUGGGUACACAUUCUCCUACGAUAGCAAUUUGUGUCCCUCAGUGCCCCGGAGCGAGUGUGCAAAAAUCAUGUCCGUUAAUCCGGUUCGCGGGUUGCUCGAUUCGCUGUCCGUGCUGUUUUACAUUUCCUCCAUCUUUGGCGUCAUUCCGUACUCGCUGUGGGCGUUUGCCAAGCGCACCGCAAUUCAGCUCUCCCUAGUUGGCAACGUGUGGGUAGUUGGCAGCCUGGUCGUCUACACGGGCCUGUACCAUGUGGCAACAAUCAACUACACGAAGGACGAUUGGGGAUCGCAAAAGACGCUCACGAAUGCGAUCGGCAUCUUCAUCAUCUACAUGGAACCGUUUAUGAUGGCGGUGGACAUGGUGGCGGGUAUGAUCAAUCAGAAACGACUGGCCCAGUGCUUCGAUCGGCUGGCCCGCCUCGACAACCAUCUAGCCGGGGAGGGCGUGCUGAUCAACAACGGGCGAAUGCGCCGGUACAGCAUCGUGCUGUUGCUGCUGAUGCUGCUGUUCGAGGCGAUCAUCACCGUGUACAGCUUUGUGGCGUUUGAGGAAGAGUUUAACGCCUGGUCCCUGAUCUGGUUCAUCACGACCAUACCGACCGCACUGAACUCGGUGUGCCGCAUCUGGUACGUGAUGCUGGUGUCCGCCAUCCGGCAGCGCUUCAACGCAAUGAACGCGCACAUGAACGCGAUCGCCCACGGCAUACUGCACUACAAGGACCAGUGCGCGGGCGAACCGGAUGCGGACAUUGCCGAGAUACCGCUCGACUAUCUGGAGAAGGAGAUAUUCACCGUUUACACGCAGCGCCGCAAGCAGCUGACGGUGCCGACUCCUCCCAAGAAGACGAACGCCAAUGCCACCACCAAGGUGAUCACCGUGAAACCGUACCAACCGAAGCAACCGGCCAGUCCACCACUGAAACCAUCCGUUACGUCACCACCGCCACACCGCAACAGUGCCAUCCAGCCGUGGCCCGCCGGAGCAGACGCAGUCGGGUACGGUCCGGCUCAGGAGUUCCUGCCGACCGAUCGGCGGCUACGGCCCCACAUCGAGCAACGGCUGGACAACAAGCUGAUACUGUUCUGCCGGACGCACGACGAGCUGUGCGAGAUCGGCAAGGUCGUCAACCGGAUGUACAGCGUGCAGAUGCUGGUGGCGAUGGCGCACGGCUUUGUCGCCAUUACGGCCGAGUUUUACUUUCUCUACUGUAGCCUCACGCAGCAGGACGUGCCGAUACUGUUCCGGACGGCGGAAGUGUUUCUGCUCGGGCUGGCGUACAUCGUCUACACGGCGCUCAAGUGCAUCGUGCCGAUCUUUGUGUGCUGGAGGACGAAAACCGACUCGCAGCGAACCGGCAUCGAGCUGCACUAUCUGGCGAACGCGGUCGACGAGGUCCACUGUUACGAGGUGGUUAACCAUCUGUCGCUGAAGCUGCUAAACCAUCAGCUUAACUUUAGUGCCUGUGGCUUUUUCGACCUGGACAUGACGACACUGUACGCGAUAACCGGCGCAAUCACCAGCUACCUGAUCAUACUGAUCCAGUUCAAUCUCGCAGCGAUACAGAAAUCGAACAGCAACUCAACGAUCGCCUCGAAUGUCAGCACCACGGCCAUGGCGGUUGUGGAGGGCGUCGUUACCACCGCACUAACGACGUACGUUUCGAAUUGAAGCCAGCAGGCCUCCCCGAGCGCAGGCUCUCCUCAGUGUCGAUUAUACUACAAACUGGCUUAUCCUAUUUUCGGACUGUCCAGAGCAGGACAGGACAGAGAGCGAGUACCGAGAGACCGUCGCAUCGCAUAUGUUUGUCAUAAGCACUUUUAUUCUUCAUAGUUUUUUUUUUUUGGUUGUUGUUUGCAAAUAGUACAUCCAUGUAAGUAUGCUGUGUUUGGGUUUUGUUUUUGGUUUUUGUAUUAAUAAUAUGUUUUGUUUGUUUAAUUAGUUUUGGUAGCACGUGGUAGCGAUUUAUGUGAGUUUUUCUCCCCCUUUCCGAUAUCUCCUUCACCGUUUUCUCCCGCCCUUUUCUACGAAUUUAAUCAUUUUGUUCGUUUUAUUUGCCUCCUCUUUUUUGCUGUUGUUUUUUUUUUGUUUUGUUUUCUUAUUUUUCUUUUAACUCUAUUCUGUUCUUGUCUUCAAAUUGUAUUAUUAUGCAAGCGGGCUUGCCCGUUCGGUAAAAUAUCCUUUUUCUUGUUCUGCUGCUAUACUAAUCACUUCGCUUCGUCGUGCUUUCGUCGAUUCAAUGCAGCUUCUUUUUCCAUCGGUUUUGGUGAUUUUCCUUUCUAGUCUUUCGGAAAGGGAGUUUUCUUUUUCAUCUUCUCUCUUAUUUUGAAGCAAGCCCGCUCUGUAGUGUGUAUAUAUAAGGUUGUUUUGUUUUUAUACGUUUGAUUUGAUCAGUAAAUGUAUA
Molecule: messenger RNA, 2799 nt
Organism: Anopheles gambiae (African malaria mosquito)
Lineage: Eukaryota; Metazoa; Arthropoda; Insecta; Diptera; Culicidae
Product: gustatory receptor for bitter taste 66a
Exons: 3
Coding region: 309-2066 (585 amino acids)
Biological process (GO): sensory perception of taste
Cellular component (GO): axon; dendrite; neuronal cell body
Source: RefSeq, a predicted model, not a curated record